Messenger RNA from Cydia fagiglandana, 1420 nucleotides. It is a transcript of the gene FeCH, whose product is annotated as ferrochelatase, mitochondrial. The coding region runs from base 139 to 1302 and encodes 387 amino acids. Gene Ontology annotation, cellular component: mitochondrion. Gene Ontology annotation, biological process: heme biosynthetic process. The transcript is spliced from 10 exons. The record is from RefSeq and is a predicted model, not a curated record. Gene Ontology annotation, molecular function: protoporphyrin ferrochelatase activity. Lineage: Eukaryota; Metazoa; Arthropoda; Insecta; Lepidoptera; Tortricidae.
UUAUUGGUUUAUCAAUGAAAAUUGGCAUUUGAUAACAUUUAUGAACAAGUUUAGAGUGAAAUUUUAAUUGAUCUCAAUAUAUUCCAUAUAUUUUGUUUGUAUAUUGUGGCUUAAAGUUUGUAACCGGAAGAUAACAGAAUGAUUUCUUCAAUUUGUAAAAGCGCAGCUCUGGCGAGGAGGAUGUCUACCGGUGCUAAGCCCAAGACUGCCAUAGUCAUGUUGAAUAUGGGCGGCCCGGAGACCACGGACCAGGUCGGUGGCUACCUCCUCCGCAUCAUGACAGACCGGGACAUGAUCCAGCUACCGGUGCAGAGCAGGCUGGGGCCCUGGAUAGCCAAGAGACGGACGGAGGAGGUUCAGAAGAAGUACAACGAGAUUGGGGGCGGCUCGCCUAUACUCAAGUGGACUAACACACAAGGUGAGCUGCUCACGAAGAAACUGGACCAGUUAUCUCCAGAAACAGCGCCGCAUAAGCACUACGUGGCGUUCAGAUACGUGCCUCCAUUCACCGCCGACACCUUUAGCCAGCUGGAAAAGGAUGGUGUAGAACGCGCAGUAAUAUUCUCGCAGUACCCUCAAUACAGCUGUGCUACCACAGGAUCUAGUUUAAACGCCAUAGCAGACUUCUACAGAGACAGAUCGGUCCCUAAAAACAUAGAGUUCAGUAUGAUAGAGCGCUGGGCCACCCACCCGCUGCUCGCCGAAGUGUUCGCGGAGAGGAUCAGAGAGAAACUGGCCAAGUUCAACGAGAGGCUGCGGGACGAUGUGCUCAUACUGUUCACUGCACACAGUCUGCCUUUAAAGGCGGUAUCACGCGGCGACACGUACCCCCACGAAGUGGCCGCGACGGUGGCGCUCACCAUGGCCAAGCUGGGAGUCCCCAACCCGCACCGGCUCGUCUGGCAGUCCAAGGUGGGCCCGCUGCCCUGGCUCGAGCCCUACACUGAUGACGCCAUCAAGGCUUAUUGCAAGCAGGGCAAGAAGCACCUCAUCCUAGUACCCAUAGCGUUUGUGAACGAGCACAUAGAAACGCUGCACGAGUUGGAUAUCGAGUACUGCGACGAGUUAGCCAAAGAGGCAGGCGUGAUUCAGAUAGAGCGAGCGAGCGCACCCAACGACCACCCGACCUUCAUAUCGGCUCUGGCGGACGUGGUGACGUCACACAUGAAAUCUGGCCCUAGGGUCUCUAAGCAGUUCCUGAACAGGUGUCCCCACUGUGUGAGCAAGAGAUGCGAGAUGUCCAAGAAAUUCUUCGCACAACUAGUCGGCUCUGAAAUAGAUAAGCCUUUCUUGACUGCAUAAAUAAAUUAAUAAAAUAAGUUACCACACACGAAGAAACUAUGUAUACCUAUUAGAGAUGCACCGGAUAUCCGGUUACUAUCCGGUAUCCGGCCUAUCCGGCCAUUCCUUUACUAUCCGG